AACCAUAAAAAUGGCAUAUUAAAGUACAUUUUGGCUAAAAUCUUACAAAAUGGGUAUUUCAAGUCUUACAAUUGGAGGGCAGUCAACAAUAGGACUACAAUCAUCAAUUACUCCCAACAAAAAAUACCCUUACACAAUUCAUCAAAAUCCUCAAAUCCAAUCUCUACAAUUACAGUCUACAAGUGGGUGGAAUCUUUAUCAAAUAAGAAGCAAGAGAAAUCGAUCCUUGAGCAUAAUUAGGGCAUCAGCAGAAAGUACCAGGAUGUCGACAACUGUGGAGAAAUUGGGUGUCAAGAUUGAAAGAAACCCUCCUGAAUCUAGGCUUUCUGAGCUUGGUGUUCGUGAUUGGCCCAAGUGGGGUUGUGCUCCUAGUAAAUUUCCUUGGACAUACGAUGCGAAGGAGACUUGCUUUCUAUUGAAAGGAAAGGUAAAGGUUUAUCCCGAUGGUUCGAGUGAAGCUGUCGAGAUUGGAGCUGGUGAUUUAGUGGUAUUUCCUAAAGGUAUGAAGUGCACUUGGGAUGUCUCUGAAACUGUUGAUAAGCAUUACAUGUUCGAGUAAUCAUAUGGUUCGUUAUUGCUCGUCUUUCGAUGUUUCUCGACUACUAGUUUGAUUAUAUCAUCAUCCGACAUCCUGUUGCUCAAUAAUCUUGUAACAUGUUUGCUUAAUCUUGUUGUUCUUAUUUGUCUACUAUUUUUGCAAGUCCAUACAGUCUUUCUUCAAUUUCUUCUCCUUUUGCCAAUUAAAGAAAAUGAUGAAUAUGCCACUUUGUUGGAGCUUCACACAA
Molecule: messenger RNA, 785 nt
Organism: Amaranthus tricolor (Joseph's coat)
Lineage: Eukaryota; Viridiplantae; Streptophyta; Magnoliopsida; Caryophyllales; Amaranthaceae
Exons: 2
Coding region: 50-559 (169 amino acids)
Source: RefSeq, a predicted model, not a curated record